AACCACCGACGCACAUGGCAUGUUGAUGUUAUAAGGCUUUUGCAAGUGUGAUUUUAAAUCAUUUGUUAUUUCGAAUUGUGUUUGUUUAGACGAAAUUUUGUUUGUGUUGGACAGAUGUUUUGACCGUUGUGUUUAUAAAUUGGACUUUAGGUAUUUUAUUGGAAACUUUAUUCACUUAAUGUGAAUUUAAAGAAUUGUUGUUUCAGUGAAAUAUUAAGUGUGAGUUAUUGUUAACAAUACGAACUGUGAUUACAAGUAAUACAUCACGCGCUUAUCUAGCUAUGGACAUGGAGUCGGUGCUUAGCGAAGCCAGACGGGCUUAUCUGACGAGUAGCGAGUUUAACGGGGUCCGUUCGGACGGACAGACUGAUGAGUUCUUUACGGACAUGCCCAGGAAAGUUACGUGCGACGAAAUACCUGACAGUUCUGGAAGUUCGGACGACGUGCUUGACGAGCUUCACGACGUCAACAACAACAAUAAUCUUAACGAAGACGACGCUGUGGUAGUCGAUGACGUCACGGGGGAGAAGUCGAAGGCGCGAAGACGGAAACGCCCGAUCCCUGCCGGAAAGCCUCCGUACAGUUACAUAGCGCUGAUUAGUAUGGCGAUCGCAAACUCUCCAGAGCGGAAGUGCACCCUGAACGACAUCUACAAGUUCAUUACAGACCGGUUCCCAUUUUACGCCAAGCACGCGAACCAGAAGGGCUGGCGUGGAUCCAUCCGGCACAACUUGGCGCUGAACGACUGCUUCAUGAAGCUUAGCCGGAAACCAGGGAUGAAGGGGCACCACUGGGGAAUAGACCCAGACUACGAGGACAUGUUCGAUCACGGCAGUUUCCUUCGUCGCAGAUACAGAUUUAAGAACGGUGCGAAGAAGGAGAAGACAUCGAACCCCGCAGUACCGGAAGCUCUUGGGAACCCGCACUUCGGAUACGGUAGCGCGCUUGACAACGGUCAUCCGAUCUUCGCCGGUAUUUCCGACUUUCUGCAGUCGACGACCGUCCAGAAGUCUUACAAACCGGAUGUGGCGAUACCAGAUCGUCCUCUGAGUCACGGCGUCGACACCCCGGUGAACGCCUGGCACUACCCGUACAUGGCGAACUUCUACCAGCAGCAGUACUUUCAGCAGCAUCUGCACCAGGAGCAGCAGCUUCCGUAUCCAGGGAAAUACGAUGAGUCUCUUUCGCCUUUGUCCAGGAACGAGAUGUCACCCGAAAGCAGCGAGUGUACGAGUUCACCGGAACUGCACUCGUUCAACUCCGGAAACUUCCGAUCUGCUUCUACGGCGUUGCCUCAACAUCCGUUUCCGGUCCAGAAUUCGUCACAGUUCGCUGCGUUUGGAAGCCAAAGAAGUGAUGGACUUCAGGCUUCGCAGAUGCCCCCUCCCGCAUAUCCUCUCUACCUCUGGGGAAACUGCCACGCGUUCGGUGGCAGCUACGCACCGGAUGUGAAGCCCAGUGGUUAUGACAUUCCGGCUCAAUCGACGCAGUUUUCGACCCAAGGGUUGUGGAGUGGUGUGUAGUUUCGAAGCAAGUGCGGAGUAAAUAAGCAACUUACAUUAUCGUAUUUGUUUAAAAAAAUGUGAAGUUUUGAAACUAUUGCAUUGUUUUACAAUUUGUGUAUAUACAAUGUAUAUUAAUUAUGUUGCGUUCAAGAUAACAUUGAUUUGUAAAGGGUUCCAAUUGUUGAAUGAUAUUUUUUAAUUGUAUCUGUAAGAAGGUAAAGUAACCUUAAUAGUGAUUAUAAUGAAAUACUCAAUUUGAUUAAUAUCAGCACAAUUGUUAUUGUUUUCACAUUGGACGAUUAUUCUUUAUCAAUACAAAAACAUUCAUCACAUUAUUCCUCGCAGUUUUCCAAACAGAGAAUCCCCAAAUCUGCGCUUUAUUUUCGAUUUCGUUUCGUUAUCAAAGAGCAUAUUAAACGGGUAUUCGCCUAUUUAUGAAUGUGCUUGAGAAAACCAAAUAAUAUGUAGGUAAAAACUAGGUGACACAUGAAAUUCUUUCAAAAUUGCAUACCGUUUAAUAAUUUGAAAGCAACUAUCAUAGGUAGAUAAGGUCAGCGUUGCUUGUACCUACAUAUUAGUUGGGUUUUUCUAAAGUUGAUGCCAUCCGAAUGACAACUAUUUUGCUUGUUAACAGCAUACCCUCCGUCUUUUAUUCAAUGAACAAUGAAUACCUUACUGAAUUAUUCAUGGCGACAUAGUAUCGCUUAUAAAUAUCCUUAGUCCUAUUUCCUUUUAUUUCGUUGUCCUAAAAGGAAUUAUAGGACACUUGGUUAAUUAUAUUUUUUGUCUUUACGAUGCUUUAAGUUCUUGUGCUUACUUUCAAUGAGUAACAUUUGAAACAUUGACCCAAUCAUUUGAACAGAUUUGUUAACAAAUUUAAAUUGAUGUUUUAGUGAAAAGAAACAAAUGUAUGUGUACACUGGAAAUGUAUAUGUUUUAAUUAAUGUUUCUGCUGUACGAUAAAAUGUUAAUAUAAUAUCAUACAAUGUUUUAUUUAGCUGUUAACCCUUACAGUGCGGGAACCGAGUUGUGAAGGCCUUUGCAAACAGUUUGGAUCCAGAUGAGACGCCACAGAACGUGGCGUCUCAUCUGGAUCCAAACUGUUUGCUAUUCUGAUAGUAUUCUUUGAAAAAAAAUCGAAGAAAAUGCUAAUUUUAGAAAUUCAGCAGACGACAUUUUUGCAGACGACAAAUUUCCCAGCAUGCAAAGGGUUAAUAAGGGUUAAAAUACUGCUUCAGCGAGCACAAAAAUCGAGCUGCACUGUGACUUGUAGAUAACAAACGUUUUGCGGUGAAUUGUAUUAUUAUUUGAAAAUUAUAUGGUCAUGUAUUGAUAUUAUUUAUGCAAACGGUGCUAAAUAUAUGUUUAAAGUUAA
Molecule: messenger RNA, 2880 nt
Organism: Dreissena polymorpha
Lineage: Eukaryota; Metazoa; Mollusca; Bivalvia; Myida; Dreissenidae
Product: forkhead box protein D3-like
Exons: 4
Coding region: 282-1523 (413 amino acids)
Biological process (GO): anatomical structure morphogenesis; regulation of transcription by RNA polymerase II; cell differentiation
Molecular function (GO): DNA-binding transcription factor activity, RNA polymerase II-specific; RNA polymerase II cis-regulatory region sequence-specific DNA binding
Source: RefSeq, a predicted model, not a curated record